UGUAGCUGAGUGGCGUGUAGUCUUACUCUCCAACAGUCUGUGUGGGUUUGGACUUGAGUGAGUAUCCCAACUGUAGGUCAAUCAAAGAAGUAAAGAACAGUCAGGCGCAAGUAAUACAACGAUUCGGUGGGUUACUUAAGUCAUAACAGUAGUCAGUCAGUUGUUUUUCGCUCUUUUACGCGGAUCUUACUUCUUUAAAACCACUUUGUGUUUUAUCGGCGCGGCGUUAAAAUUUUCUUUGUUAGUUCGUUUGUAACAAUGAUGGUCGGGAAAAGUUCCUUCAUUUUCUUCGCUUCUAUUGCAUUGUUUUUUGCCAGUACCGUUCAAGCACAACAUGAAGAUCACAUGGUUUAUGUUGAUGUCUAUUACGAAUCUCUGUGCCCAGAUUCCAUCAAAUUCUUCACUAAACAACUUUACCCUUCUCUGCAAACCAACUUGUCUCAUUUCGUGAAUCUUACCCUCUUGCCUUACGGAAAAUCAGACUAUACUACUGUUCAAAACCAAUUAGAAUUUACAUGUCACCAUGGCCCUUUCGAAUGCGAAGGGAAUAAAAUCCAGGCAUGUGCCUUGGCCCUUAUUGAAAAAGGGCAACCCUCUGAAGGACUAGGAUACAACAGAAUUACCGUUGGUUUUAUCAACUGCCUAAUGGACAAGGUGGAUCGUCAAACCAGCAAUACCACUUUCCCCCUUAAAGAAUGCGCCGAAAUCAACCAAGUUACCAAUUAUGUGGAUAUCGAUAAUUGUGCCCAUCACGUUGAUGGUAGUAAACAUCUUUCUACCCUCGGUGAACUCACCAAAAACUUGAAACCGCCACUAACUUCAGUUCCUACAAUUGUCUUCAAUAAGCAAUACAGGAAAGAAGAUAGUGACCUAGCACAAGAAAAUUUCGUAAGGGCAUUGUGUCAGUACAUCCACCACGAUAAACCCGCAGAAUGCAGUGGUAGCAGCGGGUUAAAAACAUCCUUCACCAUUUUGGUUCUCCUUGUAUCCUUAGCCUUUGCCAAAUUAUUUUGAACACUUUUUUUGCGUUAAAGUACCUCUUACUACACAAUACGUAUUUAUUGAACAAAAUGGUUGGUGUCAAAAAGUCUUUAAGUACAUAGAAAUAUAAAUCUUUAAAGUUGCAUUUUUGAAGUUGUAUAAAUGUAUUAUUAGGUGUUUUUGAGAUACAUGUUAAAUACUACUCAGUAUGAGGCUGUUCUUAUAAUAGUCAAAGUCCAAUGCAAGUGCCUCAAAGAGCAGAAAAAUUAACACACUUCUUUACAUUUUUCUUAAUUUUUGUAUUUUUUGUUAUGCCAAAUCAUUAUUGUACUAGUACCUUUAUCAAAAAAAGUGUUAGUAUUAGGGCCUUAAAAACUUAAAAGUUUUAAAACACAAUUUUAGUAAUUGUAUUACUGUUAAUUUUAGACUAUUCUCUAUUUUGUAUCUGUUUGUUUGUAUUACUUCUCAUUAUUAAUAAUUAAUAGAUUUUCACUUAUUAAACGUCGUUACUUAAG
Molecule: messenger RNA, 1496 nt
Organism: Agrilus planipennis (emerald ash borer)
Lineage: Eukaryota; Metazoa; Arthropoda; Insecta; Coleoptera; Buprestidae
Product: GILT-like protein 1
Exons: 4
Coding region: 259-1014 (251 amino acids)
Molecular function (GO): oxidoreductase activity, acting on a sulfur group of donors, disulfide as acceptor
Source: RefSeq, a predicted model, not a curated record